GGUGAGGGUGUUCAAAAGAGUAAGCUUCUACAGAUCUCCUGCUCCAUCUCUUUGCAUACCCGAACAGCACACACUUACCAAAGUAAUGGCCGAGUCCAGGGCCCAGGACCAAUGCACAAGUAAGAAAUGAGGGUCUAGGACCAGGAUGUCAUUUCAGGCAGAAGAAACUUCUGUCCAAGAAGAUACUUUGUAUGCUGAGCAAAAAGAGAGAGCAACCAGAGCAAAAAAAGAGGUCUACCCGAACCAGUCCACCAGAAGCAGAAAAGCAAAGAAUGAGGGCAACAAAAAGAAGAAAAGGAAGAUUUUCUCAAUAUCAACCACCUCCUCAUCUCCUGCUCCAUCUACUUGCAUACCCCAAGCGGAAGAACCUUUUGUCCAAGAAGAUGCUCAAGCAUAUGCUGUGCAAAAAAGGAGAGCCACCAGAAGCAGACCACCAGAGUAUGAGCACACAGCACCAACUGCCAGCUUAUCUCCUCCUCCUUCUCCUCCCCACCACCACACAGCACCAACUGCCAGCUUAUCUCCUCCUCCUUCUCCUCCCCACCACGUAUCCUCAUCCACGAUGAGAGCAAGCCGAAGAAAGCGCCCCCGGCUCCCUCCUCGACGUAAGCCACCUCAUCGCCCACUCACCAGGGCACUAACCAAGGUUCAGCCCCCAGUGACUCGAACACAGGCUCGUCAAGUUCAUAGGGACCCGGAUGCCAUUUCAGACAUCCCUUGAUGACAGCUCCGGUUCAUAUGGAGGUGCCAGAAGAGACACCGCAAACUCCAUAGAAAGCCUGCUACCACUCAAGAAGAUUAAAAACUUCUGAUUCGCUGCCGCAUGAUCUUCCAAAAGUGCCUGAAACCACAGGUGUUGCUACUCCUGCCAAAGAUGAACUUUAACGCCGAGCACUGUGCCUGGAACUGUCGGCAAAACAACCCUAGUGGUGUGACUUUGCAUAAUUACAUAACAAAUCAGCCUAUUGUUAUCUAUUCUCCACCUAAAUAUACCUAUUUUCAGAAGUUCAAUAAAAUAUGUUGAAAGGUAAA
Messenger RNA from Stegodyphus dumicola, 1032 nucleotides. RefSeq lists its product as uncharacterized. NCBI's taxonomy places the organism in Eukaryota, Metazoa, Arthropoda, Arachnida, Araneae, Eresidae. The record is from RefSeq and is a predicted model, not a curated record.